This is a messenger RNA of Python bivittatus (Burmese python), 1628 nucleotides long. Lineage: Eukaryota; Metazoa; Chordata; Lepidosauria; Squamata; Pythonidae. The record is from RefSeq and is a predicted model, not a curated record.
GAACACGAGUAUCUGAAGACUGGGAGGCAAUGAUACCAAAACAGCAGAUCCAAUGGGGGUUGGAACGAAUUGCAAGAGAUUCUGCUUAUGAACAAGAAGGAAAGGUUCAGUUUGUCAUUGAUGCUGUGUACUCUAUGGCAUAUGCAUUACACAACAUGCAUAAAGAGCUUUGCCCUGGAUACGUUGGACUUUGUCCUCGCAUGAGUACAAUUGAUGGCAAAGAGUUGCUUAGUUACAUCCGGGCAGUAAAUUUUAAUGGGAGUGCUGGGACACCUGUUAUUUUCAAUGAAAAUGGAGAUGCACCUGGACGUUAUGAUAUCUUCCAGUAUCAAAUAACCAAUAGAAGUGCAGAAUAUAAAAUCAUUGGCCACUGGACAAACCAACUUCAUCUAAAUGUAGAAGACAUGCAGUGGGAUAACAAAGAACGAACUCACCCUGCUUCUGUCUGUAGUUUGCCCUGCAAACCUGGAGAAAGGAAGAAGAUGGUUAAGGGAGUAGCUUGCUGUUGGCAUUGUGAGCGCUGUGAAGGCUAUCACUACCAAGUGGAUGAGGUCACCUGUGAAAUGUGUCCCUUUGAUAAGAGACCAAACGUCAACCGCACAGACUGCCAACUCAUUCCCAUCAUCAAACUGGAGUGGCAUUCCCCGUGGGCGAUUGUGCCUGUCUUCAUAGCAAUACUUGGCAUCAUUGCAACCACCUUUGUCAUUGUGACAUUUGUCCGCCACAAUGACACGCCAAUUGUCAGGGCCUCAGGGCGUGAACUAAGCUAUGUCCUCUUGACUGGGAUUUUUCUCUGUUAUGCUAUCACUUUUUUAAUGAUUGCAAGUCCAGACACUGCCAUCUGCUCUUUACGACGGAUCUUCCUAGGACUUGGUAUGUGCUUCAGUUAUGCAGCCUUGCUCACCAAAACAAACCGAAUCCAUCGAAUAUUUGAGCAAGGGAAAAAAUCGGUCACUGCUCCAAAAUUCAUCAGCCCAGGUUCCCAACUGGUGAUUACCUUCAGCCUCAUAUCCAUACAGCUUCUAGGAGUCUUCAUAUGGUUUGCUAUAGAUCCUCCACAUAUCAUAGUAGAUUAUGGAGAGCAGAGGACUGUGGAUCCUGAAAAUGCCCGUGGGAUUCUCAAAUGUGACAUCUCGGAUCUAUCACUCAUUUGUUCUCUUGGAUACAGUAUUCUCUUAAUGGUAACAUGCACUGUUUAUGCUAUUAAAACAAGAGGUGUUCCAGAGACCUUCAAUGAAGCAAAACCAAUUGGAUUUACCAUGUAUACCACCUGUAUCAUUUGGUUAGCUUUUAUUCCAAUCUUUUUUGGAACAGCACAGUCAGCAGAGAAGAUGUACAUCCAGACAACAACUCUUACAGUGUCCUUAAGUUUAAGUGCUUCUGUCUCUUUGGGCAUGCUCUACAUCCCCAAGGUUUAUAUUAUCAUUUUUCAUCCAGAACAAAAUGUGCAAAAAAGGAAGAGGAGUUUCAAGGCUGUUGUUACUGCAGCCACCAUGCAAAGCAAGCUGAUCCAAAAGGGAAAUGACAGACCAAAUGGCGAGGUCAAAACGGAGCUUUGUGAAAGUCUUGAAACCAACAGUAAGUCAUCAGUAGACUUAACCAUGGUCAAGAGUGGCAGCACUUCCUAA